UGGUGCUGUGUAGGACUGUUCUGUGUGCAGUGCUUAUUACUCUGCCCACAGUUUACCAAGCUUUUCCAUACCAUAAAUCAAUUAAGGAGGCAUCAUGUGGAUAUGAUGCAUGCCAUGAAACCAUUCCUGGCAUGAUAAAUGUACACAUGAUACCACAUUCACAUGAUGAUGUUGGAUGGUUAAAAACAGUGGACCAGUAUUAUUAUGGAAGUAAGCCAUCUGUACGGAAAGCAGGUGUGCAGUACAUUAUAGACACUGUGAUAACAGAGCUGCAAGAAAAUCCAGACAGACGGUUUAUAUAUGUUGAGACUGCCUUCUUGUGGAAAUGGUGGCUGGAUCAUAAUGAAUCUAAGCGACAACAAGUGAUAGACCUUAUCAACUCUGGCCAGCUGGAGAUUGUUGGUGGUGCCUGGAGCAUGAAUGAUGAAGCAGCUACGCACUAUCAGUCAACAAUAGAUCAAUUCACAUGGGGACUGAGGAAAUUGAAUGACACAUUUGGAGCCUGUGGUCGCCCUCAUGUAGGGUGGCAAAUUGACCCAUUUGGUCACUCUCGGGAAAUGGCUUCUUUGUUCAGCCAAUUUGGAUAUGAUGGUGUGUUCUUUGCCAGGGCAGACUACCAAGACCUAAAGCAUCGCUUCGACACGAAAACCACCCAGAUGAUUUGGCAAGGAAGCUCAAAUUUAGGUACAGCAUCUCGCCUCUUUACUGUAGCAUUCAAUGGAACGUAUGCUCCUCCAUCUGGUUUUUGUUUUGACAUUAAUUGUGAAGAUGAACCAAUUAUUGAUGAUAUUAAUAGCCCAGACUAUAAUGUUGAUUCACGAAUUGCAGAUUUUACAGCCCACAUUGAAAAUUAUGCAUCUCAUCUCCAAACUGAACAUGUACUGGUCUCAAUGGGAGAAGAUUUUAAUUACCAAGAUGCUGCCACAUGGUUUGUCAACUUGGAUAAAUUGAAAAAAUAUAUUAACGCCAAACAGGAAGAAGGAGGCAGACUGAAUCUAUUGUAUUCAACUCCAGCCUGUUACCUGAAAGCCUUAAAUGAUGCCAACAUUACAUGGACUGUUAAAGAGGAUGACUUCUUUCCCUAUGCAAGUGAUGAGCACUCUUACUGGACGGGCUAUUUUGUUUCUCGUACAACAAGCAAAUACUUUGAAAGGCAGGCAAACAACUUUCUUCAGGUCUGCAAGCAAUUAUAUGCACUGGCAGAUGUGGAAGAAGAAUAUGAAGAGCAAUUGAGUAAUCUGCGUGAAGCACUGGGAAUCAUGCAACAUCAUGAUGCCAUUACAGGCACAGCAAGACAGAAUGUUUUUGAAGAUUACAGUCGUCUCAUAUAUGAAGGAUUUCAGCACUGUGGAAACAUUACUGAAAGAGCUCUACGCAAACUUUCAGCAUCAGAUCUGCCAUUUGUAUCUUGUUUGCUAAGAAAUGUUAGUCAGUGUGAACCAUCUGAAAUUUCUGAUACAUUUAUGGUUACUGUAUACAACCCACUGAGUCAUGAAGUCUCUUAUUAUGUCAGACUUCCAGUUCUUGGCAGUGCAUAUUCUGUGAGAGAUGCUUCAGGGAAUGAGCAGAAAGUGCAGUUGGUGCCCAUACCAGAUCCUGUUCAAAAUUUGCCUGAGAGGAAUAGUAAUGCAACAUUUGAAAUUGUGUUUCUGGCAAACAAUGUUCCACCUCUUGGCUUUCGCUCAUACUAUGUUGCAGUAGUUAACAGCACAGAUGAAGAAAUGUGGAGUGUGAUGGAAAACUCAAAUUCAUCAAUAGGAAACGAUGAUCUUCAAGCUCUGUUCAAUGAAGACACUGGUUUACUGCAGUCAAUCGUGAUUGAUGGUGAAGAGAUGGCUUUACAACAGAAUUUUCAUUAUUAUGAGGGUUGGGUAGGAAACAAUUCUGAGCCAUCACUAAGAGCCUCUGGGGCAUACAUAUUCCGCCCAAAUGGAUCUUCAGUGGCAGUGUCAUCUGCUGUUGACACAAAGAUCUUCAAAGGUGAGCUCGUUGAAGAAGUCCAUCAGACAUUUACUGACUGGAUAAGCCAAGUGACCAGAGUGUAUAAAGAUAAAAAUUAUAUUGAACUUGAAUGGUUGGUGGGUCCCAUACCAGUUGAUGAUGGUAUUGGAAAAGAAGUGAUCACUCGCAUAACAACAGACUUAGUGAACAAUAACACAUUUUAUACUGACUCAAAUGGUAGAGAAAUGUUGAAAAGGGUAAUCAACUUCAGACCUACGUGGGACUUAGAGGUUUAUGAACCAAUUUCUGGAAAUUACUAUCCUAUAACUUCAAAAAUAGUUAUAGAAGAUGUGUCUAAAGGACUACAAUUAGCUAUUUUGAAUGACAGAGCACAAGGAGGAUCCAGCCUGAGAAAUGGAGAAAUUGAAAUAAUGGUACAUCGACGUCUGUUGUAUGAUGAUGGGAAAGGCGUUGGUGAAGCACUUGAAGAUGAAGCAUUUGGUAAGGGCCGAAUUGCAAGAGGGAAGCAUUAUUUGGUUGUAGGCCCAACUGAAGGAUCAGGAAACAUGAGCCUUGCAGCCCAAGAGAGACUGCUGGCGCAAGAGAAGUUGCUGAGCCCAUGGAUUUUUGUUACUCCACUAAGCAUGUCAUUUGAUGAAUGGACAUCUUACACUACAGAGUUCUCAGGAAUUCUUCAAAACAUCCCACAAAAUGUCCACAUUCUAACACUGGAACCGUGGAAGAAUAAUACAGUGCUACUGCGGCUGGAACAUAUAUUUGAAAAGAAUGAAGAUCUUGUUCUUUCAGAUGCAGCUGUAGUGAAUUUGGAGGAGCUGUUUACACCAUUUGUUGUGAAGUCCAUACGUGAAACAACACUGGCUGCAAACCAGUGGCUUGGGGAAUAUGACAGGCUCAACUGGACAGACACAUCAGGCAUAAGUAUGGACAGCUGGGAGGUCCCUAAUGAUAUUCCUAAUAUCUCUCUCAAACCUAUGCAAAUCAGAACAUUUGUUGUUGAAGUAACUCGGUAAGAUAUUAGCAAAUAUUUGAUUUUUCACA
Molecule: messenger RNA, 3000 nt
Organism: Schistocerca americana (American grasshopper)
Lineage: Eukaryota; Metazoa; Arthropoda; Insecta; Orthoptera; Acrididae
Product: lysosomal alpha-mannosidase-like
Exons: 17
Coding region: 132-2972 (946 amino acids)
Biological process (GO): mannose metabolic process
Cellular component (GO): lysosome
Molecular function (GO): carbohydrate binding; alpha-mannosidase activity
Source: RefSeq, a predicted model, not a curated record